This is a messenger RNA of Aspergillus homomorphus CBS 101889, 2667 nucleotides long. RefSeq names its product putative R3H domain protein. Gene Ontology annotation, molecular function: nucleic acid binding. The record is from RefSeq and is a predicted model, not a curated record. The transcript is spliced from 4 exons. The coding region runs from base 99 to 2534 and encodes 811 amino acids. NCBI's taxonomy places the organism in Eukaryota, Fungi, Ascomycota, Eurotiomycetes, Eurotiales, Aspergillaceae. Gene Ontology annotation, biological process: galactose metabolic process.
GGCGUUUCCCUCUCAGUCGUCGGUUCACUGCUCGUUCGUUCACACCACUAGCGAAUAGAGACGCUAAGAAGAUAUUGAUAUUCGGCGGAAAGUGUUCUAUGAUAAUGGCAUCGAGAGGUUCUACGAGUGACGAGCACCGUCUCUCCUUUGCAAAGAUUGCCGCGAUGCCUCCAUCAUUUGAGCCUGUAGCUUCCGUGCCACCUGACGAACUAAAUGGUCCGCAGUCCAUUGAAGCUCCAUCUUCGUCCGAACUCUAUGGUUCCCAAGACAUUCAUUCUGGCCAGCUAGGCCCUGGCAACGUUCAUGACGAUGCCGCCUCUGUCGAUCGAAAUGUCGACGGUCUCUCCCAGGCUGUGCAAGGCAUUGAUCUAUCGGAAAAGAAGUAUCAUGAUAAUCCCGAUUUCACUAGCGUGGGUCUAGGAAACGGGUCAUUCAAACGAGAGACGUCAUUUGACGAGGAUGAUCGCACCCAUCUCUCGAGUUCUUCGACCAAGCCGACGAGCUUUGAUUCGAAGAGUAUGGCUUCAGUCACUACGUUCGCAAUGGAUGAGAAGGACUCUCUACGCCCUGAUGAUAGCGCUAGCGUACAAGCUAUUGACGAGGAAGAGUCUCUCUCUGGGCCUGCUUCUGGCGCCCCGAAUUCGAUAACGGGUUCCGACUCGGGUGUUCGCGGGUUCAGAGACAUGCAAAGACCGCGGGCUAUUCUCCAGCCGACCGGGCCCGUAUACCCCGACGGUAUGCAGCGCACCAACGGCGCUCUGCUUCCGGAUCCAGCUUCCAGCGGCUUUAUCACCCCCGGCUCUGAGGCUUUCCAAGCAGGAAGACCUAUACACGGUUUUCCGUCAGAACCAGACGAGAAGCUUCUCGAGGCCAUGAAAUCUCCGAAAGAUCGUCUUCUGAUUCUCCAGCUAGAGGAGAAGGUUCGACAUUUCAUACAAAACUCCAAGGAACAUUCAUUGGAACUUCCUCCUUCCAAUGCAUUUGGAAGACUCUUGGCUCAUAAACUGGGCGAUUACUACCAUCUGACUCACUUUGUGGAUAACAACGUCACGUCAGUCAGGCUUCACAGGACACCUUUCUGUCGACUGCCAACGCCUCUCUCUAUCAUAUAUGCAGCCAAUAACAGCACACCGCCACCUGCAAUGCCUGCGAUGAAAAUAAUGCGGCGCAUGGGUAGUGAGCGACCAUCGACUGAGGGCAGCAUUGCAGCAAGCUCUGGCUAUUCAAAGGACGGAUCAGAAGCUGGCGAUAGCGGCAAUGACGGGGAUCGUGGUGGUUCAUCCACAGGGGCCACUCCGGCUAAAGAUAGGCUGGCUUUGACCCGAGAGGAGCGAGAAGCCAAAUAUCAGGAAGCGCGUGAGCGGAUAUUCCGAGAUUUCCCUGAGUCAAAGGCUGCCGCAGAGACCGCGAAUGGCGACAGUAGCGCCAACAUGUCGCGCUCCAGUUCAACUAGCGGACGCAAGAAGACGCACAGACAGAAAACACCGCAUGACGACAGUUUUGAGGCCCGAUCUCAAUUCAACGCCUAUUACCCUGGGAUGCAUUUCGGCAAUGGUUCAGUGCCGUUCGGUAUGGCCAUGAAUGACCCGUCUUUCCCGAACCAGCCUUGCAUGGUGGGACCUGGAGUAUCUCCACCCAAUAUGGGCUAUGCCCCGAGUCCUCAGCCUGGCGCCAUGUACCCGAGUAAUGUGAAUCCGAAUACGAUGCCUCAUUAUUCGAUGCCCGUGUCUCCACAAAUGACUCCAAGUGGUCCGUGGCAGAAUGGACCUGUUCCCCAGCAGUCUCCUUUUACAGGGUAUGCUUCCAUCAAUCAAUCGCCGGCGAUGGCUUCGACGAAAUCAUCACCCGCCCUUGGCAGCUAUCCCAUCCCCAACCCUGUACAGUAUCAGCAGACGCCUGGUUGGUCGACACCACCUUAUCCCGGCGGCUAUCAUCAACCUCCUCAUCGCAACCAUCCCCCGACCCAUCCCCCGACCCAUCCCCCGGCUGCAUGGGCGAACUACCAGACCCAGCCGCCUACCCCCACUUCAUAUCCCUAUGCUCAGUAUCCGGGGCAGCCCAUGAGUCCUGCCAUGCAGCCUCACUCAGGCCCUCAUCCUAUGCCAGGAAGUUUUGGUCGGUCUCCUUUCAACCCCCAGACACGCUCGUUUGUCCCGGGCGGAGCAGCUACAAUAGCACGGCAUCCCAGCAAGGGCGGCCAGCACGGAAUGGGUCCGUAUGCUGGCAUGCAGCCGGGGGUCCUGCCACAGUGGAAUGGUUACCAGGAUGUCAACAUCAAGAGUCAGGAUGCUUUGGGGUCCGCUGGGCCAGGUCUCCCUCGCAACAUACCCUCCGGUGGUCGAGAUUCGAUUGCCAAGUGGGGAACACCGUCUCAUCUUCCUCCCAAACCACCACCGUCCGAGGUGCCGUCUGACUUCGACUUGAAGCACCGGAAUGGACCUACUUCGACUCCGCCUUAUCCCACCAACUCUCUGAAUAGCAAGAAUGGGCCGCUUGUUGUAUCAGGAGGGACAAUGCUACCACGAGCUAAUUAGCUCUGCUCUCAUCAGUACUAUGGCUCCGGCGAUGAUAGACGGAUUUUAUACUGUUUUUUUUUUUCCCCAAAAAGUGCACAUAUUCUCUUCUCGUGGCGAAACACAUGUGACAGGGACCUGGAUUGACUACCCU